UUGGCGGGAGGGGGAGCUGACAAGAGAGGUCUGGAAAGUUUGCUAGGGCGGUAACAUCUUGGUGCAGGCUGUUUCUUUCGACCGCCAUCAGCCUGUUUGGGUGUUAACAACGUCCUACAUUAUGUUGUGAAACCCCUCCUCUCAGCAAGCGCUUCAGUUGCGCUCUGCUUACCCGGCCUAGUCCUUUCCCAGUACGCAUCCCUAGAACCACGAAUAGAACAGUCGCGCCCAGCUCUCUACCCCCGACAUCUUCAACUACCUCGAUCAUUCUUCGUCUCUACCCAAGCACGUACAUAGCCCUCUGACAGCACACUACUCUUCAAUAUGCCAAAUCGCUUUUCAAAGCUCAACCCCUUUACGCGGCUGCAAAAGCGAGCAGCUGCCUCGUUAACUCUGGAGACUCAGACUGUGCCACAGAUGCCAGCGUCCCGGCCAAGAGAGCGGGGAAGCGGGCGGGGAGAUGACCCCAAGCCAGGUUUGGAGACGACAUAUUUAGACCGGCAACAGCAGCAACUCGACUCUGGGGCUGGAAAGACCGUUUUCGAGACUGCCGUGUUACCGGCUGGCGCCUUCGAAUCACUCCCUGCCGAGUUGCGAUGCCAGAUCCUUUCCUACCUAGAUGACCUGGAGGACCUCAGAGCGCUUGCGAUGGCAUCGCCCGUCUUCUACCAACAGUACCUACUCGACCGACGGGCACUCCUAGAACGGAUUCUGACGGCAACUCUCGGUAACUCUCUGGCGGAUGCAUACGCCGUGCACACGUCCGAUGCGCUCUACGAGGAUUCAUCCGACCACCACCACCCGCCCGCACCGGAGGUCAUCGGCCUAUUUAUAGACGAUUACGUCGCGCUGCGUACCGCAACGCCCGAGCUGAUACUAGAAGGAUGCACAGAGGAGACCUUGAUCGAUAUCGCGAGCUUUUAUCACUCCCUGGCUCGGCCCUUGGUAUUACAAUCUGCUGCCCUGUUCUGCCACGCCCUCGACCCUUAUUUUGAAGUUGGCGACCUAUCCCAGGCAGAACAGAAGCGUCUUCUACGGGCCCUUUACCGCUUUCAACUCCACUGUAAUCUCUUCGGCGAAGGCCGUUGGGGACGCCGUGGUGAGGGUGAGAUCGGCUGGGAAGAGCAGCUCUCCCUGUUCUUUUCCAUCUACCAAUCCUGGGAGGCGGAGGAGCUCUACUGCAUAUACACACUCAUCGAGAACAAGUACGAAGAAGUCUUUGCUGCUGUGCAGUGGGACGCCAAUCUGGGAAGCUCCAAGUCUAAGGGUCGGGGCCGGCCGGAUACCCCUUCCAAGGUUCUUAACCUUCGUGAGGAAUUAACGCGCGAGUCCUCGCGGGACGGCACUCUUUCGAGGCCCGGGGGUUUACGCCUUUUCUACGAAAUCUUGAAAACGCAAAACCACGACAGUCUGAUCCAACGGGUGCAAGAGCAUGCCGUCCUGAACCCCAGGCAUAAUUCCGGGCGCUGCAGGUUCCCUGAGGAUGGUGACCGGGCUCCCAGAGAGUGGCCUUUAUUCUCUGGUGACACCACUGACGGACCCCCGCUCGCUUGGGUCACAGGACCGAGUGGGAGGUAUCCGCAGACGAGAGAUUAUCCCAUUCCGGACAGCCUGAAGUGGGGGUACGUUUUCUGGGAUAGACGGCGCUUUAUGAGGCAAGGGGGUGUGGACCAUGUAUUGCGAGAGCGGGAAUACUCCCUCGGCUCUGGUAGGCGGCGCACAUUGAGUUUCUACGGGGCCUGUCUCUAGACGGCAUCUAUAUAACGGAUGCCCUCCACCGACGCCCGCGAUAAAACACGAUGGUUCUUGUUCGUUCGUCAGGAUCAGAGAGUGCCAACUUAUUACAACCCGCCUCAGAAGGCCUAAGCAAGGAUGGCAAAGAAACCCCAUAAAACAGUAACACCUCGAGGCAUUCUAUCAUGGUCUAAUUCUAUCCUUCCCGUCUUCG
This is a messenger RNA of Chaetomium fimeti, 1948 nucleotides long. RefSeq lists its product as uncharacterized. NCBI's taxonomy places the organism in Eukaryota, Fungi, Ascomycota, Sordariomycetes, Sordariales, Chaetomiaceae. The record is from RefSeq and is a predicted model, not a curated record. Gene Ontology annotation, molecular function: protein binding. The coding region runs from base 325 to 1749 and encodes 474 amino acids. The transcript has 2 exons.